Boleophthalmus pectinirostris (great blue-spotted mudskipper) is the source of this 1001-nucleotide messenger RNA. It is a transcript of the gene mix23, whose product is annotated as mitochondrial matrix import factor 23. Bases 280 to 774 code for a protein of 164 amino acids. The transcript is spliced from 5 exons. The record is from RefSeq and is a predicted model, not a curated record. Gene Ontology annotation, cellular component: mitochondrion; mitochondrial intermembrane space. NCBI's taxonomy places the organism in Eukaryota, Metazoa, Chordata, Actinopteri, Gobiiformes, Gobiidae.
CACUUUCGACAACUACAAUGUCAACCAGCUCCGCUCCUUCCCCACCAAAUGAUCUUCAGUUAUAUGACAGGAAUUUUUUUAUUUUUUAUUUUCCUAGAGAUCCGGUUAUUUGCCUGAGUAAAAUUACACUAAAUACUGGUUAUACUGGUUCGUUUUGUCUAAAUUCCUUCAUUUUCUAACACAGCUAAAAUAUGAUCUUUCAUAUUUAGAUUUUAAAGGCACCAGUGUCUUUAUAACUUCUUUUUACAACGUCUUUAUAUUUACUCCUCGCGCGUUCUAAUGCGGCCUCGGUUAAACCGGCCUCACGCGCUGUUCCUCUGGAGGACCCCACAGUCCAUUAUGGCAGCGCCCGAUGCAGUCUUAAACUGUGAGGACUUUUCAAUGUUUCAGGAGGUGCUGAAGGUGAUGCGCACCAUAGAUGACCGCAUAGUCCAUGCCCUGAACACCACUGUGCCCACUGUGUCCUUCUCUGGGAAAGUUGAUGCCACACAAACAUGUAAACAGCUCUAUGAAUCAAUGAUGGAGGCCCAUUUAAGUCGCGACAGAGCCAUUAAGACCUGUAUAGCCCAAACGUCUGAAAUUGUGGGGCAACUGCGGGAGGCACGGUCAAAAGACGGGGACAACAUGACCCUUUUAAAACAACUUAGAAAGGAGCAGACCAAACUAAAGCUGAUGCAGUCUGAACUUAAUGUUGAGGAAGUCGUUAAUGACAGAAGUCUGAAGGUCUUUACUGAAAGGUGCAGAAUCCACUAUACACCUCCUAAGGUUGUAUGAGCCAGUGACCAGGAACCUGAGCGGGGAUCUGAAUCAUGACUGGAGCAGAGUCCUGAUGCAGGCCAUUCACAUCCAGGACACUCUGACCUCUAACAGAUAUAUUCCACUGUUAUUGUUGUCAUGCAUUUACAUUGCUGUUAAGACAGUCCUCUGUGUGCUCAUUUCUGGAGAGACAUUGUAUAAAUGCAUAGCUUUUUUUUAAGAUAAUGAAAUAUUUCUAUCAGAAA